AUGGACUCGGGCUGUCAGCGACUACGGCCACGACCGCUGCACUCACGCUUCCCCAGCGCUGCCUCUGGCAUCCUCGGCAUGCUUCUCAUCACUUUCGCCUGCCUACUUAUUCAACCAGCCACCGCCGUCUUGAUCCCUUUCGACAACUGUCUUGACAGCUCCUACACACAGGCCGAGACCGAGACUGGCGUCCCUAAUCUGCAAUGGAACGCCCUCUAUGUUGACGCUCGGUUCGACAACGAAGAUCCCGCACACAAUCUUCAAAUUAUUGUCUGGGGAAAUGUCACAGGCUCAUACACUGUCAAGACUAACGACACAGUCCCUGGCCCAGAUGACCCUUCGUGGAAUGACCCCUCAAGUACAUUUGGCAAAAUACUUGAAAGACCCGACGAAAAAAAUCUCACGACUCUUCAGACCAGGGUAAACGUGUUAAGCUAUCAGCCAUUCUACAACAGAAGCGCGUUCUGUAACGACAGUCUUGUCAACGGGUCCUGCCCCCUGGCUCCUGUCUUUAAGACUGUCGAGAGCCCGUGGGGUAAUUUGCCGUCGGUAAACCUGACCCAGGACUUUAACUCUUCUUACGCCUUUUCGUCGUUCGCUUCGACGUUUUUAGUCCUGUACGGAAACACAGCUGCCACGCAGAUCAGCUGCGUAUCGGCAAUCGUAACCCCUGAUCUAGGCAGCCUUUCAGCACUUUUGCGUUACCUGCCACUUGUCGUUCUCCUCUUCGUCGGGUUUGCUACCAUGUUUGCAUCCGUCUUUAGCCCCUGGGGCUCGACAGAUAUUUUUCAUUGGACGACAAAUUACGGCCGAGACGAGGAUUUGUUGCGCUUGGUGACACCGGGUUUCGGGGACUGUCUUCAGUACAUUCAGUUUGUUGCGCUUACUGGUGGCUUAUCUAUUAACUAUCCCGGAUUCUAUCAGCCAGUUGUAAGCCAAGUAGGCUGGUCGGCACUGAUGUUCAACGAAAGUUUUGUGAGCAAAUCGCCAGGCUGGCAGGCGAUCCAGGAUGGCAUCUAUGUGACGAAUGCCACAUAUGGACUUCACCGAUAUGCUCAAAUGAUUGGUAUGACCGAUGUCGAAGACAUCUGGGCCGGUACAAUGGUUUGGGUAUGCGUCAUUGUGGGGGCCCUUUUCGUUCUGAUCCAGCUUGGCUUCUUUUUCCGUUGGGUAUUUCGACUCAUCAGCAACACUCCUGAGGAGGAUCUCCGCGCCAAGAACAUUCCGUUCUCAGUCGGCAAUAUCGUCCGGGUCGUCUUCAACUAUCUGCUACUACCAAUUGUCGCUCUCUCGACGUUCCAGCUCGUUGUCGCCGGCCAGUCCCAAGAAUUUGCCGUUGCGUUGGCUGUCAUCACUUUAAUCAUCUUGAUCUGCUUCGCCGCAUGGUUGCUAUACUUGAUUUUCAAGACCCGGCCAAGAGCAGUUCUGUUUGACGAUCUGCCUACGGUACUCCUUUACGGACCUCUCUACAACACAUACUCAGACGAAGCUGCGGCAUUUGCCCUGAUACCGGUUAGUCUAACGUUCAUUCGCGGUAUCACUAUCGGAGCUGUGCAGCCAGUCGGUAUUGCGCAGAUCGUUAUUCUUGCCAUAUGCGAGGUCAUCUACGUCUUGACCCUCCACGCAUUUCGCCCUUUCCAGUCCCCAACAUCGAUGAAUGCAUACCACACCCUUUUCUCCGUUCUUCGCUUCGCUACCGUUAUGCUGAUGGUAGCGUUCGUUCCUCAAAUGGGGGUGACAGAAGGGCCAAAGGGGUGGAUUGGGUACACCAUCUUGCUCAUCCACGCGUGUGUUUUGGUUCUAGGAUUCAUGCUCAACGCCCUCCAGACAAUCAUCGAAGUCACCGCAAGACUUCUUGGUGCUGGCGGUGAUGACACCCGGGGUUUGCAGCGAGGCGGCUUAUCCAAGAUUUUCGGCAUGCGGCAGUUGCAGCGGCGCACUUCUCGACGAAACAAUGGGCCUUCCCGAGCAAGUCAAUUGUCAACUACCGGCAUGCUUGACGCAGACGAAGCGUCGAAGACUGGUUAUGUGAUGCGUGGCGGUAGGCUAAGGAGUGAGUCGGCAGGCAGUGGAUUUCUACUCAGAAGCCAGCAUCGCAGCUCUUCCGCCCUUGACAGCAUCGAUCCCUACACCGGACAGGUUCGGAACUUCGACAGUGGCAGCAAUUUCACUCCGACAACUCCAGGUGAAGUCAGCACCUUCUCGUUUUUACCGUCGCCUGCUGCUGCAACCAGGCCACCAGCUGCCGUGACGGUGGAAUCCGCUGACCCUUAUUACCGGCCUCCGCGACGUCGCGGAGAUACACUCAAUGGCUCAUCCACCUCGCUGAACCGACAAUCAGUGGCCGAGUCGCGUCGGUAUAGCCAAGCAGGCACACAUUUAGGGGAUGCGACUGCGGAUCUUGAGGCCCAGCUUUCAAGAGGACCUACACCGGCCCCUCAAGCCAUUAACUUGACGCCGAGGGCAGACUAUUCGACGAGAGAGGUCGACUUUUACUACGGCGUCAGAGGUCCGGCGCUGAAUUCGGAAGGAGUGGGCCGCAAGCUUGGAACCGGUCCAGCCGACCCUACUGGUCCGAUGUCCUCGGCUGCUGGAUGGUUCCGCAAUUUCUUUGGAGGCAAAACCAAGGAGAAGGGCAAAGGUUUUGAGGUGGUGCGCAGCUCAAGGAUGCCACCUGCUAUGCGCGCAGCAGCUGAUGCAGAGUACGAGGCUGAACCUCCGCCGGAAGGUAUACCUGUGGCCAUGGGCGUCCUUAGGAACGGGCCGAUCGAGUCAGAUGACGACGAACCCAAGAACAAGGCGACUCAGAAGCAUGCCGAGAACACGGAGAAUGCCGAAAAUUCGGAAAACCUACUCAACGAUGAUGGAGUUUCAGUUGUGUCAUCGGACUCGGAAAUUGAGACGGUUAGCAUUCCGAAAGUUUCUGAUGCGCCGCCUAUGCUUCCCGGGAUCGCGAGUUCGGGCAGUUUCAAGCUCCCAAGUCGAGUGGCGUCUAAGGCAAGCCGACAGGCGUCUCAGAAACACAGGCGCCAGUCAACGGAAUCAGACAUUCCUGAAAUUCCAAGAAAAAGCUCGAAAAGGGAUUCGGCCAUGCUCCGUGGACAUUCACCCACGCCUUCGUUCAACCUGAUCCCGCCAACGUCACCCACGGGGCCUCUAUCUGGUCCUUCUGAUGGCGAGAUGCAUACGCCGGGCAGCUUAGCCUCGUCUCCAAACCCCGGUCGUCUUCCCUUUCAGCGUUCAAAUUCUCACCAGAAACGUCUUUCAUCCAACGGAUCAUCCAUGGAAGAAUUCAAUAUUCGUAGAACGCCAAGCACGGAGCGACCAACAAGUUAUGGCGUGGUUGCACAACACAGCAUCAGUCGAGUGGACCCUGGGUCGGACCAGCAGGUCGAUCUCCUCGGCACCUCGGCAGAGCUCGUCGAUGAACGAGGCCCUUCGAGCCGGAGCUCCUCAGCGGAAGGACGAGCUCGUUAG
Colletotrichum gloeosporioides is the source of this 3477-nucleotide messenger RNA. RefSeq lists its product as uncharacterized. The coding region runs from base 1 to 3477 and encodes 1158 amino acids. Gene Ontology annotation, biological process: transmembrane transport. The transcript is spliced from 2 exons. The record is from RefSeq and is a predicted model, not a curated record. Lineage: Eukaryota; Fungi; Ascomycota; Sordariomycetes; Glomerellales; Glomerellaceae.